AUGCCACCCGCCUCACCAAUCGAGCUCACCCUGGUGCUCGCUGCAACGCGAGACAUGGGCAUCGGCCGCGCCGGGACUCUGCCAUGGACGGGCCUGAAAAAGGAGAUGGCAUACUUUGCCCGCGUCACCAAGCGUCUCCCUGCAGCGGAUGCCAAGCAAGCGACGACGGCACUCAACGCCGUCAUAAUGGGCCGCAAGACGUGGGAGAGCAUCCCGCCCAAGUUCCGCCCGCUCAAGGGCCGGCUGAACGUCGUCCUGAGCCGGUCGUUCCCGGAGCUCAAGGCCCCACCACCGCCGCCGUCGCCAUCAUCGGCCCUCACGAUGAAGACAGACGCGACAGACACGACUACUGCUGCUGUGGAUCCGGUCGUGAACGACAGGGAGCCCAUCCAAGCCCGCUCGCUGCCCGAGGCGCUGGCGUACCUCGGCCAGCUCAGGGAGCAGCGCCAGGCCGUGGGCAGAGUCUUCGUCAUCGGCGGGGCGCAGAUCUACGACGCCGCCCUGGGCCUGCCCGAGACGCGCCGGGUGCUCUUCACGAGCGUCGCGUCCGACUUUGAGUGCGACACGUCGGUGGCGCUGCGGCUGGGCGAGGGGUCCGGUUGGAGAAGGGCGUCCAAGGAGGAGCACGACGCCUGGGUGGGCGACGAGGUCCCGGCGGGCCUGCAGGAGGAGAACGGGACGCAGUACGAGUUUCAAAUGUGGGAGAGGUCGGAUUGA
Messenger RNA from Pyricularia pennisetigena, 717 nucleotides. RefSeq lists its product as uncharacterized. Gene Ontology annotation, molecular function: dihydrofolate reductase activity; NADP binding. The transcript is spliced from 2 exons. Gene Ontology annotation, cellular component: mitochondrion. Lineage: Eukaryota; Fungi; Ascomycota; Sordariomycetes; Magnaporthales; Pyriculariaceae. Gene Ontology annotation, biological process: tetrahydrofolate biosynthetic process; dihydrofolate metabolic process; glycine biosynthetic process. The record is from RefSeq and is a predicted model, not a curated record. Bases 1 to 717 code for a protein of 238 amino acids.